This is a messenger RNA of Amphiprion ocellaris (clown anemonefish), 7572 nucleotides long. RefSeq lists its product as uncharacterized. NCBI's taxonomy places the organism in Eukaryota, Metazoa, Chordata, Actinopteri, Pomacentridae. The record is from RefSeq and is a predicted model, not a curated record. Bases 109 to 3441 code for a protein of 1110 amino acids. The transcript is spliced from 3 exons. Gene Ontology annotation, biological process: DNA integration. Gene Ontology annotation, molecular function: nucleic acid binding.
GGCUAGGCUGGUCUUUACAAGGGCCUUCCGAGAUCAUGCCCGUCUCCUACCACAAGCCUUCCUGCCUGCACAUCGUCACUGAUUCUUCAUAUACGGACCUUCUAAGGAAUGUGGAACGCCUUUGGCAUAUUGACACCCUUCCUUACGUCAGUGAGAAAACCGCAUCUCGUUCCAAACAAGACCAGCAAGCGCUCAGUCUCCUACAGACAGCAUCUCAACAUGUGUCUGUCAAUGGUAUCCAACGCUAUGCUACACCGUUGUUACGCCCGUCAACCAGCCGUCACACUCUGUUUACCGCCAGAUGCUGUGAUGCCCAACCUUCGCAGCACUGAAUGCAGGUUGGCCAAAGACACUGCUCGAUCAGCCUCGUACUGUAAAGAGAUAGAUAAGCUCAUCCAGGCUGGCUAUGUCACGGAGAUUUCUACAGAGGAGGCUAUGAAGUCCACAGAAUCGUGGUACGUGCUGCAUCAUAUGGUGCACCACAAUGGAAAGGACAGAGUAGUUUUCAACUGUUCCUUCUCCUGCAAUGGUCUAUCCCUAAACGACCAACUCCUGCCUGGGCCUACUUUGGGUCCAACCAUGAUAGGGGUCCUGAUGCGGUUCCGAUGUCAUGCAGUGGCCAUUAGUGGAGAUAUUAAGUCAAUGUUUCACCAGAUCCGCUUACUGCCCAGUGACAAACCACUUCUACGAUUCCUGUGGCGGAACAUGGAGAGAACCUCUGAACCCCGUAUCUUCCAAUGGGAGGUCUUACCAUUCGGAACAACGUGCAGUCCCUGCUGUGCAGUCUAUGCCCUACAGCAGCACGCCAGGGACCAUGAACCACCUGACUCUCUGCUCAUGCGAGUGAUUGAGCAGUCGUUCUAUGUGGACAAUUGCCUACACAGUAUGACUAAAGCUGAAGAUGCCAAGACUUUGAUCGACAACCUACGAGCCCUUUUAAGCAAAGGAGGCUUCGACAUCUGCCAGUGGGCUAGUAAUGUGCCUGAAGUUGUUGCCCACUUACUGCCUGAAGCACGGUCAGCUAGCAGUGAGCUAUGGUUGUCCAAAGCCAGUGCCAACCUCACUGAGCCCACACUUGGGCUCUGCUGGGAUUGUUUGAACGACACCUUCAGUUACAAGCAUCGCCAUGCUGAAUCUUCAGUCGCCACUCUUCAAAAUGUCUACAGUGUCCUCGCCAAGCUUUAUGACCCUUUGGGCUACAUUGUGCCUUUCACCACUAGAUGUAAAGUGCUUAUUCAGGACAUGUGGAAGUCCAACAUCGGCUGGGAUGACCAGAUCCAACCUGCAGAUCUUCUGGACAAGUGGGUGAAUUGGGUGCAAGAAAUUCCUGCUCUGCAACAUCUCAAGCUGCCACGUCCCUAUGCUCCAGACACUGCCAAUCCUGCCACUGCAACCCGUCGCAUUCAUAUAUUCUGCGAUGCUUCGGAACGAGCUUAUGGGUCAGUAGCUUACAUGCAGACAAUUGCCAACAAUCAACACGUCUAUGUGUCCUUUGUGUUUGCCAGAUCAAGAGUCGCGCCCCGAAAGCAACUGUCCAUCCCACGUCUAGAGCUUAGUGCCGCACUCACAGGAGCACAGCUGGCUAGAGUGCUUGAGACAGAGCUUGCUAUACCGCCUGAGCACAUCACUCUCUGGUCAGACUCCACGACCGUACUGUACUGGAUAAAAUCGGACUCCUGCCGUUACAAAGUGUUUGUGGGCACACGCGUCGCAGAAAUCCAGAGCCUGACUAACCCGGCUCAAUGGCAAUAUGUUGACUCCCCAAGUAAUCCAGCAGACGACAUUACCCGCGGACUCACUCUCCAAGAUAUGGUGCAGGACCAUCGCUGGAAGAAAGGUCCACCUUUCCUCUACCUGCCAGAGAAAGAAUGGCCCACAGUGCCUUCAUCUGAAAUAGAUCCAGAUCCCACAGAGCUAAGGAAGUCUGCCUUCGUGGGAACAGUUUCCACCACAUCGCCUUCACAACUUCCUGACUCCAGUAAGUUCUCCACCUGGAAAGAGCUUCUCCAGGAGACCGCUAGCUCCCUUCAUGGGGCGGCUGAUGCCAACUCUACCUCGACCACGGCUGCUAAUUUUCUGCAAGCAGAGAAGCUGUUGCUCCAAAGGGCUCAAGAAGACUCCUUUAUUGAAGAAUUGAGAGCCUUGAAAGCUGGACGUGCUCUUCCAUCAGGCAGUCGACUUGCAUCUCUAUCACCAGAAUAUGAAGACGCCACUGGUCUACUAAGAGUUGGUGGUAGGCUGAGGCAUGCAGAGGGACUGGCUAUGGAUACGAUCCACCCUGUCAUUUUGGACCCGAGUUACCCUGUGACGAAGCUUAUCAUUAAAGACAUCGAUGAGUCACUACUGCAUCCGGGGCCGGAACGAGUUCUUGCUGAGCUCCGACAUCGAUUCUGGAUCAUCAGAGGCAGAGAGGCCAUUCGGAAGCAUCAAUACUCAUGUCUGGAGUGUCGACGAUGGCGAGCGAAACCUGAUGUUCCUAAAAUGGCUGAUUAUCCACCUGCUCAACUACGACUCCACAAGCCACCGUUUUAUUCAACCGGAGUUGAUUGCUUUGGACCUUUCCAAGUGAGGAUCGGUCGCCGCACUGAAAAGAGAUGGGGCAUAGUCUACAAAUGCAUGACAACUCGCUCGGUGCAUCUGGAGUUGUUGGAGAGCCUUGAUACGGAUGCUUUCCUUCUGUCAUUGAGAAGAUUCAUCUCCCGACGUGGCAAACCGUUCGAACUCCUUAUGGACAAUGGUACCAACUUCGUCGGUGGAGAGCGAGAGUUACGUGAAGCAGUCGCUGCCAUGGCAUCUCCCUUGAGAGAGCAACUUGCUGAACAACAGAUAUCCUUCCGAUUCAAUCCUCCGAGCGCGCCGCACUUCGGCGGCACUUGGGAGAGGGAAGUGAAAUCUAUCAAGACAGCACUUCGCGUCGUUCUCAAAGAUCAGAUCGUUCCUGAACCUGUCUUGUUAACCACUCUGGUGGAGGUCGAAGGCAUACUGAAUGCUAAACCUUUAGGCUACUUGUCUUCAGAUCCCUCUGAUCCAGACCCGGUUACGCCAAACCUACUCCUUAUGGGCCGACACGACUUGUCGCUUCCUCAAGCAGUCUAUGACCCUAGUGAGCUUGGGAGAAGACGUUGGAGGCACAGUCAAGCUAUCGCUGAUCGCUUCUGGUCCUCUUUUAUCAGUCACUAUCUGCCGGGGCUGCAAGAGCGCAGUAAGUGGAAGAAGGACGGUAAUGCACUCUCCAUUGGUGACGUUGUCUUAAUCAUUGAUCCCCAACUUCCCCGAGCAUCGUGGCCUGUAGGACGGGUCACCGGGGCCCAUCCAGGAGCAGAUGGACGCAUCCGAACUGCCAGUGUUCAAGUGAAGGAUCGUACCUACGUUCGUCCAGUUGCCCGGCUCAUCCUGCUCCCAGCACUUGAGGACAAGGAUGAAGAAGAUGCCACCAAAUAGACUUUCUUCUUCUCUUUCAACUGCCCUGCGGACAGUUGGGGGCGGCCUUGUCUGAAAGCCUAUUUGGACAGUGCUGGGAUUUCCGAGAUGCACUUGAACGCCUCUCACGCUCAUCUCACGUGAACUGUGCCUGCAUGCAGAGAGGCAGCGUGAUGAUCAGCUGUUCCUGCUCCAGGAGGAUGGAUACUGCCACGGUGAACUGUUUUUCCUAGUUUGUGUGCGUUAUAUGGACAAAAGUAAGUUUAAUAAUGCUGUUGCAUGUUUCUGGGACUUUGUGAUGAACACUGGUUAGUUUAUUGAGUGCUAAGUUUUCCUUUGUUGUUUGCAUGCUUAAUUAGUAGGUCACAAUGUUAUAGCCUUAUGUCAUGCCUGGUCUGUAUUGUCAUCGUAGCAAUCAUAAAUAUAAACAUAAAUAAGGCCAAACUUAAUAUUCUUAGGCUAAUGUUAUUUUACCGUUAUUAGCUUAUUAUUUCAUGGCUUAUUUUGAAACGACUAUUCUAAUUGUAUAUUAUUUCUUUCUGUUUUUUCCUGUUUAGACCACACACACACACACACACACAUAAACACACACCCACAUCAAUGUAAACAACUCAUCCUCAAUCAAUCACCAUUCUGUGCUGUGGAAGUAAAGCUGUUUAAAGGAUUCUCUGACCGGAGUUCAUCUGUAGUGUUCCCAACCCUAAACCACCCUAUAACCUAUCCAUACUUUACAAUCCUCCUCUCCCCAGCCCAGGAUCUUGAUGGUAUGUCUACCCACAGCAGAGCCUGAAACGUGCUGAUACACACCUGGAGACAGGAAGAGGACGCAAGAAACACAAGUGGGAACCACGAGGUCACAAGCAACACUGUACACAAUCACUGAGCAGAAUAUGCAGUUAGGGUUCACCCUGUACUCAAUAUUCAGUGUAAUGCGUGUUUGCAUUAUAUCUCUUACUGGUGCAUGUGUUCUUGCCAGACUUGCACAAUACAAAGUCUUCAUAGACUUUAAAUGCUCCCUCUACUGGGUCGUUCUUGUAUAUCUCAGUCUGAAUCUGGAUCACAUUUGAUAAUGGGCCAACCAUCCUGUCUCACAUUCUUUGAACCAUUAAACCUAAAUUCAAAUGCACUGUUUUGUAUAAGUUUUAUGGAUGACAAUUUUCAUUUAUUCACAUGGGAAUGCAAAUAAACGUAAGUUACCCAGACAUAAACAGGUCCUAAAAUCAAUACGUCUCAUAUCGGGAGGGCCCAGUUACAUAAAGAAAAAACCUCCAGGAAGCGUAUAAAUAUCAUAAUAGGUUCAUUUUUAACACGACUUAGUAUGGACACUGAAAUGCUGUCUGUCAACUAUCAAAUUCAAAACAGAUAACCAGUUCACAUACAGCUCAAUGAGCUCCAGUUGAUGAGGAGCAUCAUCAGGGUCCACAGAGAAAGGAGAAGAAAAAAAAGCAACAUCUCAUUUUCAAUAGCUGAGAGUUGGUAAACUCAUUGUUUAUGUAUUAAUAUUGUCCUGUGGAAAACUGUAGAGCUGAGAAAUGUGCAGUGUCAGGCUCAGUUUGUGACAAGUGUUUCUGGAAAAGUUGUAGCUUGGUUCCAAAGGUUUUGAUGUGUGCAGACAACUGGCUCACCGCUGCAUCUUAUGCUUGAAGUCUCAUGUUGAGCACAUUCAAAUGCUUUAUUUAGUCAACUAAAAAUGCCAAAUCUGCCAGCCGUACAGGAUCUGAUAGUUGUGGCAUGUAUUGUCCCUUGUUUGCCAGGAACUGUCCUUUUUUUCUCACUGAGACAGAAAAAGCAUUGCUGUGAAGCAAAGACUGCUUCCAGUUGCUUCACCUUCUUAGUGCGGUUGCUCCUGGGUAACUUGUCAUAUGCACUAGAAUGUUUUGACUGGUAGUGUCUUUCCUUUCUUUUUAUAAAAAAAAAAAAAAAAACAAAAAAAAAAACAAUCUGCAGUUUCCAUUUAAGAAAUCGUCUGGAAAGGGUCACAGAGAAGUCACAUAGUCAGAGGGAGGCAACAGAGCAUUGCUGCCAUCAUUCAACAACACACAAUUGCAUUUUGUCUCUCAGAGAUAUGCAUAUUCUCUUUGACAGCACUGAUGGGCCACAAAUUAUACAUUAUAUGACAGCGGCUGUGUAAAAUCUGACCACAGGCUGGACUUUGGACAUGCCUGGUUGAGAUGAACAUAAGGAACAUGUUUUUAGAGAGACAAGCUAACAGGGCUCCUCCCCUUCUUCUCCUCCACAUCCUGAUUCUUCCUGCCCAGAUCUGCCUCCAUAGUUGUGCUGCUUCCUCCUUAGCUUCAAAGUGGUUUUAUGGCAAUAUUUUAAUAUCCAACUGUAGUACUCAAAUGAAAAUAGACAGAUAUUUUGUUGGUGUGCUUGCUCUUUUAUUGUAAAUAUCGGUAUAAUACAGUAAACAUGAAGGUGAAAAUACAGGCAAGUCCACCACCAAGAUGCAACAUCAUCAAGGACGCUGAUGUUCAGAUUGCAGAAUAGUCACCAUUCAUCCUCCCAUCCUCAGGAGUUUGUACUUCAAAGACGUCACUGUCAAGUCUGGAAGUCCAUACUUACCGUACUCGAUAUUUAUUUGAGGAGAUUAUUUGGCUCACAAGUCAAAACAAGUCUGGGCUUGUCCAUUGGAGGAUACAGAGAAGUUUGCGCCUUUUUCUCAUUUUCACAGAGCAAUGUAAGGCCUUUGCACCUUUCAUGCUUCUUGGAAAAUAUGUUUUCUGCCUGCAUUUUUCAAUUUUUUACAAGUUUGGACCCUUUCAAAGGACAUUUGUCUCCAGUAAAGCGGAUGCCAUUUUCUGUCUGAACGAGGGGAGUUGUUUUCUCUAUUCCAGUACUAAUCGGAAACUGCUGGUAUUUUUCUAGCUUGAAAUGUGUACAUGUGAACGUGGGUAAGGUGAAUAGUAAGACUUUGAUAAUCAUUUUGUUUGUAGAGUUUCUCUCGACCUGUGUGUUCUCUACAUACAGUUUUGAAACAGAGUAGAAUUCAAAUUACUUCAGUGUAGUUUUGAAAAGUAAAUGCCCAUUUUUAACAUUAGCCCCAUUUAUUGUCCUAUUUUUGUAUAAAGCCUCAUUAUAAUGCCUUGGAAAUGCAAGUACUGCCCUGUCAUCUGUGAGAAGAGAACACAGCUUAUCAAACAUUGUCGGCUAAAACAUGGAACUUCUGCCAGAACUGAACUCUUUCUUGCUUACACCAGGAAUGUAUGUGUACAUUUAAGUCUCUCAAUGCACUCCAUAGCUAUUUAUCCUGCUUUCACAUCAUAAAUGUGGGUCAAAUGCAAACUGCAGACUCUAGAAUUAAGUUUUGCUGUUUGUCAUGGUAAUUUUGUCUCAUGACAAAUGUAUUUUUUUUCAAAAUUUUCAGGUUGGAGUUUAACAGGGUUGAAAUCUUCAAGAAAAAUUCUUUCUAAUUUCAUGGAAAUCUUCAAGAGGAAGAUGGGUCGGAGAGGCAAGCAGUUAGCUGACCUGCUACAACAGACAACGAGCACUGAGCCAACAGCCAUUAGAAGCCUUGUCCUGAGAGGACUUAAAGUCAUUCUUAGGGACAAUGCAUCCAUGUUCUUUCAGAGCAAUUUGAAUCUUAAUGAGGGAGACUCCGGCGACAUUCCAGUGGCAUUACUCUGCUAUGAGGACAACAGCGCUGCAAGCCCAGCAUCACCACAACUAAACCCUUCAUGAGUGGGAAUCAUCCUAGAGGGCAGCCCUGUAAUGGACACACUCACCAACCUACCUCAAGCAAUGUGCCUCUUGUUUGGCUUUACCUCCACACUCCACCUGCACUACCUGAGGAGCAUGAACACCUUUACCUUCAUUCAGCAGGUCAUAAUAAAUUCAGGCCGAAGAGAGCUACCUCCAAAGACUCAAAAGCUGAAGAAUGAGCUUGCAGUGCAAGGCACAACUCUUCAAGCCCAUGUCUGGAUUAUUGCACAGUUAAAUUGCACUGACUGAAACAAAUAUUCAUGCUGUUGCUCAUUUUGUAUGUGAUUCCUCUUGUACAAGAUGCAUCUAGUAUUGUUUAUUUUACUAAAAUUAUUCCACAGAGGACAUAUUUUAGAAAGUUGCAGUUUUUUUUAAACCCAUUCUUGUCCUCACUGCAUGUUGAGCAAUAUUUGUUGUUUUGUUAUGUUUCAAUAAAAUGAAUUAAAUGUG